AUGAAACCCCGAGCCAACGGGAAAUUGUUGGUUCCGCAAGAAUUGGCGGAUCAGUGGCAGAAUGGUGAUCAAAACAAGCUUCUGGAGGAGUUCCAAAAGGCAAACUUUGACAAGGAUCUGUUUGUCAAGAACGCCACCAAACGCAUCCGUCAGCACAUCACGGAGAAAGAUUUGUGGGUUGAUGGUGACUUUGUUUCGGAGCAAGACAUGAAAGAUGAAGGUAUCUCAGAGAAACGGAAGAGGGACCUCAUUGAGCAAGAGGAUUCGGAUGUUGGAUCCGAAGACCUGGAUGGGGAGUUGGACGUUGGUUCGUGUGAGCAACAACGCAAUGAAGCAGCUGAUGCACACGCAGCCGCUGGAAAGAUGCUCAAGAAGAUCACGUUUCCUGAGAUGGAUGAUGAUGCCUUGCCAUCCACUUACUGCAUUAAGGUUUUGGGCUGCCUAGGCAAAUGGUCGGCUAAAAUGUAUGACUUGGCAGAGCUUGUCGAGAAGGCCAAAACCUGUGCAAAGGAGUUGGAUAAUCUCCAGGAGACGGCUCCUGCCAAAGUUGUUGCUGAGAAAAGCAACGCUAUGGCUGAAGAGUUUGGGCCUGGCUUUGCACAGAGAUCGCUGGGAACGCGGGGCAGGAGCUUUAAGAAUGCCUCGCGGCAGUACAAGCUGCUUGGAGUUGCUCGCAACUACUUAGCAUCCUGCAUUUUGUUGAUGGGCUCAAUGGGGCUCUUCGAUGAAGGUGUUGCUGGUGAGAGCUGCAGUGUGGGAGCCCGAUUGGAAAGAGCAUACGGUAGCCUACGGCUGUUCUGCCAGGUCCAGAAGCUAGGUCUUCGCUUGCGUGGGUUUACAAUUCAGAACUUUCAUCAGGGGCCCAACCAGGCUUUCCCAUAUGUGGGAUCCAAAGGGUCAGACACAAUCAUUAUCAUGAAGUGGCUGCUCUUCUUUGCUCGGCUACAGCUGGAG
Molecule: messenger RNA, 954 nt
Organism: Durusdinium trenchii
Lineage: Eukaryota; Dinophyceae; Suessiales; Symbiodiniaceae
Source: the annotation of a GenBank genome assembly